Molecule: messenger RNA, 3660 nt
Organism: Cyclopterus lumpus (lumpfish)
Lineage: Eukaryota; Metazoa; Chordata; Actinopteri; Perciformes; Cyclopteridae
Gene: nudt4b
Product: nudix (nucleoside diphosphate linked moiety X)-type motif 4b
Exons: 5
Coding region: 356-916 (186 amino acids)
Biological process (GO): diadenosine pentaphosphate catabolic process; adenosine 5'-(hexahydrogen pentaphosphate) catabolic process; diadenosine hexaphosphate catabolic process
Cellular component (GO): cytoplasm; nucleus
Molecular function (GO): endopolyphosphatase activity; diphosphoinositol-polyphosphate diphosphatase activity; bis(5'-adenosyl)-hexaphosphatase activity
Source: RefSeq, a predicted model, not a curated record
UGUACUGAGUCAGCGGCCGUGCGCAAAUGGAACCAGAGGAGGACUGUGCUGUGUAGGCUGUAGACUACAUACGAUCUCUGCCUGCCGACUGGAAAUCACAGACAGCAGCGAGAGCUUUGACUUCCUCUGCCACUGAUUUUAUGAGGAAAACAUAAUUCCAGGGAAGUCUGACGGGUACCCCGGUUGGGAAUCUCUCCAACAAACCCCUCCUCCUCUUCUUAUUUCUGACCAUCUCGGACCACGGAUGCAGAGAGCAGCAGCGAUGCGGCGGCUCUGCUGUUAACUCAUUGGACCGUUUACUCUCCGUUUUUUUUGUGUGCCGGUUUUAUCUAAAAGGAGGCAGAAUAAAUCCACAAUGAAGCUCAAACCGAACCAGACCAGGACAUACGAUGGCGAGGGCUUCAAGAAACGAGCAGCAUGCCUGUGCUUCAAGAAUGAACGCGAGGAAGAGGUUCUGCUGGUCAGCAGCAGCCGGCACCCGGAACAGUGGAUCGUCCCCGGAGGUGGGAUGGAGCCAGAGGAGGAGCCAUGUGGUGCCGCAGUGCGAGAGGUGUUUGAGGAGGCCGGUGUGAAGGGCAAGCUAGGACGUCUGCUCGGUGUGUUUGAGCAAAACCAGGAUCGGAAGCACCGGACGUAUGUGUACGUGUUGACUGUCACAGAAACACUGGAGGCCUGGGAAGACUCCGUCAACAUAGGCCGUAAGAGGGAGUGGUUCACCGUGGACGAGGCCAUCAGAGUGCUGCAGAGCCACAAACCCGUCCAUGCCGAGUACCUGCAGAGGCUCCAGCUCAGCUGCUCCCCAACCAACGGAAACUCCAUCCUGCCGAGCCCGCCACCCAACGAUAACUACCCCCAUUACAGCGCCACCGCCACCUCACCCUCGACGGGCAACGCGUUGGGCUCCUCCUGCAGAUAGGACUGCUCCUAAACGACGUGCGCCGUCCAGCUUGGGCGGUGCACUGAAAGUCUGUACAGUCUUGCAUGAAUCUAAUGACUUUUCAGAGUUGCGGCUCUCCUGUAUGUUUAAUUUCUAGUCUUAGCUGCAGGACAGACCAAAGCCAUCACCAGAACAGUGUUGAAGACUCACGUGAAAGAGCAGGAGACGUCUCCGACAGAAAGACUGUGAAUAUCUCAAGAACACUUUUCUUUUGCUGGCGUGAAUGACCUGGUGAAGGAAUGCCUUACAGAAACCUUGUAUGAAUGUUGUAUUUGGGUUGUUUUAUCUCACUAAUGGUCCUUUUUUUUUUUAUUUAAUUUUAAGCAGAAUGAAAAUGCUUUCUAGUCAAUAAAAGAGUAAUUGACCACAAAGCACAUCCAUGCGGGAAAUGUUUCCGGACUUAAUAAUGUCUUCAUCAACCCAUGAUGAUAACAUCAGAGAUCAUAUUCUACAUGAAUAGUUUUUUUUAUGUUUUAUUUUAUAUAUAUAUAUAUAAUUAUUAUUAUUAUUAUUUUUUUUUUUUUUUGCAUUGAUGUUUCGAGGUUCUUGUUGAUGCAAUUAAAACAACAGAAUCAAAUGUUAUGCCAGAAAUGGCAUGUGGAAAGGGUCAAAGGUGUACUAUCUCAAAAUAGCACCAACUGUCAGUGAGUUGAUACCUCAAACUGGAUCGGUGUCGCGUUCGAUAUCCUUUGACACAACACUGCUGUGUUCAGAGUCGAACCUCAGCCAGCGCCCACAGAAGUCUCCACUAACCUUGACUGAUCCAACAGACUGUUGACUUUAAAGCCACAUACAGUUGCGGUUUCCCACGUUUUUUUUUUUAAGUGAAAGGAUUUAAUGGUGUAAAGUAUUUUCCUGAGGUAUGAAGUGCUGCUAUAGGGUCAGUUUAGUUUCUCAACUCUGGUAAUAAAAGAAGUGGACUUUCUUUCAAUAAAUAAUAUUCAUGGUUAACUGCUCUUUAAACUAAUGUUAACCAUUUUUAUGUCUCAUUUGGUACAAACCGACCACCAAAUGACUUAUGAUUGUUUGUUCCAUCUGCUUCUAACUAACAUUACUCGUGCUUUGGGCUGCAACUCGAAAUUAUUUUAAUCCUGAAUUAACCUCCGAUUAUUUUCUUGGUUAAUCUUUUUUGAAUUGUGAAAAAUGCCCAUCAUAGCUUAUAAUGGAAUUUUAAUAUAAAUAUUUCAAUAUUUAGGGCAAUUUUGGGGUCUCAGACGCAUACUUUGUAGCUUCAGCGUUGUCUCUCGGUCAUCCCCGUCUUUCUCUCUCUCCAUGUGUCCUGCCUGCCUCUCAACUAUAGCUUGUCAAAUAUUGUUAAAGGCAAAAAUGGUCCCUGGGGAAAUAUAAAUGAAAUUACAGCUACAUUUUGAAUAUGAAGAGAGAAAUCCAAAGAACAAAAAAGGCUCAAAUUGGCAGUUUUUGUCCAUGUAACCGUUCUCACUGAGAAGAGGCCCCCACUCGCUCCUGUGUUGACAGCCGAAUGACGACUCGAAACCAUACAGAGAUUUGUAAAUAGCUUUGAAGAGAAACAUUUAACGUGUUUUUAACCUGAAUGUACCUGUACAAUUUCUCUUAACAUUUUAUAUAUUUUUUAACAAUGUACAAAUGGCAGGAUAAAACCAACGUGUCGAAACCCCACUGAGAACAGUAUGUACAUUAUAUUUGUAUCGAUGACAAUGUGCCACGGGGUUAGGAUAUAUAGACUGGUUGGUGUGAGAUUGAAUGGUUGAAUUAAUGCAUUCUGAAUCAUGAUCUGGGGAAAUCAAUCUUUGUCAGGAUGGUAUAGAAGUUAACUCGGAAAAAAAUAUCAGACUGGAUCUGGAGAUGUUGGGUAAACUAAAUUCUUUUUUUUCCUAAAUGUAUAUCGCAUCUUGCUAAUCAUCUUGUGUGUGUCAGAUGCAUAAGACUGAGUAUAGACAUAAAUUAUGAAAUGGGAUUUUUAAACACUUUUGGGGGGAAAAGGCAGGUCAGUGAUGAUCAGGGAAAUGUUUGGUGACCUAGACAUAUGCUUCAAAACUAAAGCUCUCAAACACCAAUUCAGUUUCCACAAACCUUCAGCCUUGUUCGAUUGGUACGGUUUGGACUCGACCACCUCAAGCCUUUGUGUGUGUGUGUGUGUGUGUACUGUGGGUUGAUGAACGUGAAAUAUGAUGUGCCAAAUUGAAAAAAAGUGUAUGUUUUCAGAUGGGAAAAUGUGUGAUGUCACGUUAUAUUAUACAUAUAGUAUUUGGCCAACUGCUUUGUGAUAAAGAAAAAUGAUCUUAAACAUUUCAGAAUAUAAUAAUUUAGUAAUCAUUGUUGAAAUUAAAACUAAGGGACAGACACUUCUUAUUUUUACGCCAUACUGUUUUUAAAUUCCACUUCUCACGUAACUGAGCGUCUAAGACAUUCACUCCAAUAAAAAAAACAAAAACAUAAAUUUAACAUAAAGCCACUCAUCUCGAUGUUUUGCAGCUGAAACACCUUCUUCCUCCACGGGAGCCUUAGUUUGAUGCUUGGGUCUAUGCAGAUCUGUGAAGGCUCCUUUUAUGAGUAAAGCAUGAGAGUCCCACAAAUGAAAUGUAUGUGCUCAUGUACACAAAUGUGAGACGGCCUGGACACAAAAGCGUCCACUCAAUGCACGGUGGAUUUGGACCGCUUGAUUGUCUGCUGAACACAUUGUAAUGUCACAUGGAUGUAUCCAGAGCAUUAUAUAAAAAAAAAAUUAAAAAAACUUAAGCUUU